This is a messenger RNA of Colias croceus (clouded yellow), 4444 nucleotides long. Its product is annotated as forkhead box protein L2-like. Gene Ontology annotation, molecular function: DNA-binding transcription factor activity, RNA polymerase II-specific; RNA polymerase II cis-regulatory region sequence-specific DNA binding. The transcript has 11 exons. The coding region runs from base 366 to 1634 and encodes 422 amino acids. The record is from RefSeq and is a predicted model, not a curated record. Lineage: Eukaryota; Metazoa; Arthropoda; Insecta; Lepidoptera; Pieridae. Gene Ontology annotation, biological process: regulation of transcription by RNA polymerase II; cell differentiation; anatomical structure morphogenesis.
CACGCUGAAGAGUCGUUAGUUUGUGUCGACGGCGCCACGCUUCAGUCGUAUCGCCGAGCGCUUUUCACGGCUAGAGCUCGGCGCGCUUACACGUCCGCUCGUCCUACGUACACGAAACGCGUUCAAAAGUUUUGCCGCGUUCAAGUGAAAACAAUUUCUUUUGACAUUUAAUCCGGACAUGGACAUUUCUGAAACCCUUUGUGUUAGAGCUGUGUUUGAGUGAAUAAGGAUUUUUUUGUUUAUUUUUAUCGGACUACGGCAGAGGAUUUCACUGAGUUUCCCAGGAAUCGUUCGAGCUAGAGCCAGUAGCCGAUGGCGCGCGGUCGCCCGGCGACUGUCCGCUGAACGUGCGAGCAGGCAGUACGAUGAACGACAUAUCAGCGAGCUCGUACGCAGCUGAUUCCCGCAGGAUGCAGCUCUUCUCGCACCCACAUGUUGGCCAUCGAGAGCUUUCGAUUCACGCUGUUUCUACACAUGAGCUGCUCAAGCCAAAAGAAGAGCCUUCUUACAGCCUGGCUUCGCCGGAACAUUGCUCCGUGAGCCUUUCCCAUGCAGACAAGAGACCUGAGAGGCCAGUCCCCUGCAACCACUAUGAGAGAGUCAACACUCCCUUGCUGUCCCGAGUCAAAACUAUGCCGACUGUAGCUACAUCGCUGCCAGAAACUAUAAGUACGGAACCCAAGCCGGAGCCGGCAUCGAGCUCGAGCUCAGGGAACUCGGCGAACUCGACUCCCACGUCCGAGGCCACUAAGCCGCCAUACUCCUACGUGGCUCUGAUCACCAUGGCCAUACAGAACAGUGAGACUAAGAAGGCGACAUUGAGCGAGAUCUACGCCUAUAUUACCAAGGAGUUUCCCUACUUCCAAAAGAACAAGAAGGGCUGGCAGAACUCGAUCCGCCACAACCUGAGCCUCAACGAGUGCUUUAUCAAGGUACCUCGCGAGGGCGGUGGCGAGCGUAAGGGCAACCACUGGAUGCUCGAUCCGCAAUGCGGGGACAUGUUCGAGAACGGGAACUUCAGGCGACGCCGUCGUAUGAAGAGGCCUUUCCGUGGGCCACCAUACGCGAAGGGGCUGUAUGCUGAGGGCUUCCACGGCGGGGCCAUGGGACAAGCGCACGUGCAGUCGCUGUCUAUCUCGGCUAACUACUUCGGCCCCGGGACAUACUCCUCGUCGUAUCCGCCUUUUGAUCCAAGUUGGUUGGGCCAGCCAUCCUCAAGCCUCGGGUACGGCGGCGGGUGUCCCCCGCACUCGAACAUUCAACACCAGCCGUCACCAUUCGGCUCCUACAUUACACAGCAGUUGCAGGAACAGCUGAGCCCACUGCAGCCCAUCCCGAUAUCAAUGAACACACCGUAUUCGAUGGGAUUUCCAAAUUUUGAUUCGCCGCCAAACCCGGCCCCGUCUUAUUCAACUGACGGUCACUCGGUGUCGCACCACGAUAUCGCUGAAGCUUCUCACUAUUGGGCAACAGAUUCAAACGCGAGCCAUUCACGAACAUACGAGCACAGCAGUGUGCGACCCGCCUCACACGAUGAAGGCAUUGAUGUGGCAGAGUCUGCUGCUCGCUACCUGUUCUGGUCUGAUGUGGGAAAAGAUGACAAUUCCCUGAACUUUGCUCCCGGCGACACAUAAAUGCCCAAAUGAAGAAAAAUCGGAGGGAAAUAUACAGAAGGAGAAACACUGAUUGCAUUGAACCUAAUACAUCCCACCGAUCACUUGCGGAUCAACUGCAGCAAGUAAUUGAUUAUAAGAAAAUCUCAAUUGUUUUAUCAUAAGUACUUAGAUGUUUUACAGGCCAUUUUCAAUUGUAGUCAUUCCAAUUGUUCAUUGUUUCUUAGCUCAUGUCAUAUAGACAUGUGAUCAUGAUAAAAUUGCUCCCAUGAACAUCUGGGAUAAUUCUGUGUUGUGUCAACAUUUUUGCCACAGAAUUAAAAAAUCAAUUCAAUAUGCUAAAUAAUUCUUCAAAGAUAAUUUUCUCAAAAAAUCAUGACACCCCUUUCAGAUCAUCUAAUUGAAAAUGGCCGCACUUAUUUUGAUGUUCGUAGCUCGUUCGUGUUGUUACCAAAUGCAGUGUAAUUCAGCCAUCUUAAUGUGUAGAACUAGUUGUAGGCGUGUAUCCAAUAGUUGUCGUGUUUCAUGUUUGUGAUACAGAACUCCUUCAACAUUCGUUUAUAAUUUUUAUUUUCCAAUAAUUAAUUAAUAUGUUCACUUUUGGUUAGUUAUGAUUUCGUUCUAGUGGCAAUCACAUCGAAGUGUGACGAAAUAGUUACUGGACUUAAAUCGGAAGCUAUACAAUUUACAAAUUGUAAAUGUGACUAGAUUACUUGUAAUUUAUUAUAUCUAAUUUAAUUUAAUUGUAUAGAAUAAUAUAAACCUUAUAAUAUCUCGGCAAAACUGAGUCAAUUACGUGUCAAUAAAAUUCUGUCCAAUUUCCAUUUUCGUAGCUUUUCUGACUGAUAUUAAAUUUUGUAAGUUUGGACAGACUAUCCAAUGGAUUUUUUUUACUUUAUUUUCUAGGUUUCCGAUUCAGUCAUUCAAAUUUAAAAUGUGUCAUUAAUUGAUAUAGAUCUGAAAUAAUAUAGUUACCAGAAUAUCGUAAUAAUAUAUAGGUAUUAUCGUAUACCGCGCAAAGGCAUAAUAGGAAUCAUAGAGAUCAAUGUCAGUGGAAUAAACAGCAGCUGAUUCAUUUGUAAGUGAAGUGGUUGCAAUUGAUAUGAUUGAACUUUACCCAACGAGUAGUCUGUCCAAAUGUUACAAUCUUCUAGAACUUUUAGACGUAUUUAAAAUGUGAAAUUCACAGGGUAUUAUAAGUAAUCGAUCGUAACGAAAUUAUUAUCUAUAUGCGGCGGACUGAAUUAGUGAUUUCCCCUUCUCAUAAAAUAUUCUUAUUUUACUGUAAGAUGUAUUCAAUAAGUUAUAAUCGAGAUAAUAUUUUUCGAUUUCUAUUCAAAUUUAACAAAAUCUAUCACUUAUCACUACACCCUUAUUCUCUAAGUAAAAAUAUUUUCGGGAAUCUUUGAAAGUCGGGAAUCGUGGUCCAAGUUAACAUUGAAGUUAAGGAUUAAGAUCUUAGUAUUGUUCGUAGGGCUUCUAGCCUCUUAGGGGAUCUGUUGAUUGUAGGAGCAGCGUUAAUUAUGGUGACUAAAUUAUAUAUAUACUUACGGUAUAUUAUUGAUAUAUUGAAACAGAUUAAACUUAAAUGUAAAAAAUCAAAUGAUUCACCGAUAACAAUCGAAAAUUUGACAAGUAUUUCGAUCUAUUGCCACGUUUUAUAUUUUUGCCAAUAAAUUUUAUUUUUAUGUUUUUCAUACGUAGCUAAACGGCGCAUCGUAUAUUAUUUUCAAAGAUUGAAGAACUGAUUUUCUGUCCAUUCGUUGGUACUUGCUCAAGCAAGUUGCUCUAUUGUGUAGGUAAUUAAUAAUUGUCUAAUUGUGUCUAAUAAAUCGAUGUUUAUGUAUAAUCUGUCAUUAUAAACUUUAUCGUGUGAACCCGUUUAGUACAAUAUGUCUGUCAUUUCAUAAUUAUACCUAUAUUAUCCAAAUUGUCGUAAGCUAUAUAGAUAUAAAUAGAUAUAACGAUAUUUAUAAGAGCCGCUUUAUUCUUUAGUUAACGCUAAUUUAAGUGUGAAUUCUAUUAUUGUAAAUAAUCGGUAGGAAUAAGCUUUUGUCAUUGGUCAAUGGGUCACUUUCGAGACGAGUAUGCUUAAACCAAAUUACUAUUCUGUACCUGAUGGAGGGAAAAAUCUGUUGUGAAAGGAAUUAUAAUACGAGAAUUCCUUUUAUUCGUAUACACGCUAAUUCCGUGAAACAAUUUAUGAGUAAAUUCAGCACUUUUACGCCGGUCAUUUGGCAAGAAUUUAAAUUUUCGAUGUUCGUAUUAAGUAUAGGGGCAAGUUGGUUGGAUAUUGUUAUAAGUUUAAUCUAUUGUUUUUUAUAUUUUUUAUUGUUCGUCUGUGUUUGAUUAUGUUAUUACGUCUGCGUCAUUUAAAAUGUUUUAAUCGAGAUUGAUUUUUUUGUAUGAUUCUAAUUUUAAUCGCCAAUAUUCCGUCAAUUUCAAUCCAAUUCUUUAAGUUAGUUGUUAAAUUCCUUAAAUUUAAACCAUAGUACGUGUAAAGUAGAUAUGUUUCGUAGGUGCUGUAGUUAUAAUAUCUUUCUCAGGUGUCAGAAUCUCGAAAUUUAAAUGUGUUUAAAUAUUUUGAUCUAAUAUUAAUGUAACAGUUAUAAUAAUAAUAUAUUACUAUAGCUGAAAAACCAAUUUAUAUGUGUUAGUAGAGAAUCGAUGUGUUGAAUGAUUUUUCCUCAUUGUAAGCAUAAGCAAUGGCUUUACAUUGAUUCAUUUAUGAUAUGUUACUUUGUUUUUAUGUUUAAAUCUUUUAUUGUUAGUCUGUUGAACAGAUUGAUUUAAAAUAUUCAAUAAAAAUUAAAUAAAUUGAAAUUCAAUUG